AUGAUCUCCUUCUCUUUAGCAAUUGUUAUAGCAGCAAUCACCUCGCCUUAUAGCGGAAUUACUUCAUCUGUUGGCUCUAAUACCUCGGACGACGCGCUCAUCAUGUCGUUCUCGGCUGCAAUUGACUUGGCUUUUUCCUCCGAAGCCGAGCAGGAGCUGCAGCCCGAGCCUGAGCCUGAGCUGGAACCCCAGGCUGAUGGACUAGAUGAGGGAACUCCUUAUGAAGAACCUAGUCCCUUGCUUCAAAGCACAGCAACUGCUGUCCGAGAACCUCAUCAUUCUGUUGAGGAACCUAUUGGAGAACCCGAGAAGCUGACCUAUGCUUCUAUACUGAGGGCUAAAGGAAAAGCUCCACCAUUAGUAAGUUUUCAGCCAGCUUUUACUCAGAGACCACCAGUUGCAGAAUGGAACCAUGUGUCGCAGCCUCCGCAGCAGCACUCAACACCAAAUCCACCAAAUUCUAGUUUAGAUGUCACAGAAGAUGCCUUAUCAUCACAUGAGGGAGAACCAAAAUCUGUUUAUGUGAGGAACUUGCCUUCCACCAUCACAAGUACAGAUAUUCAGCAAGAAUUUGAGAAUUUUGGGAGAAUCAAGUAUGACGGAGUUUUCUUGAGGAAUCGUGCGGAUACUGGUGUCUGCUAUGCCUUUGUUGAAUUUGAAGAUAUUCAGAGUGUUAGGAAUGCACUUCAGGCUUCUCCUAUUCAAUUGGCUGGAAGGAAAGUGUACAUUGAGGAGAGAAGGCCUAAUAGUGGUGCCACUCGUGGUGGAAGAAGUGGAGGAAGAGGCAGAGGAGGAGGUCGAGGUGGAAGAACUUAUGGAAGAUGA
Molecule: messenger RNA, 825 nt
Organism: Striga hermonthica
Lineage: Eukaryota; Viridiplantae; Streptophyta; Magnoliopsida; Lamiales; Orobanchaceae
Source: the annotation of a GenBank genome assembly